Molecule: messenger RNA, 2095 nt
Organism: Solea senegalensis (Senegalese sole)
Lineage: Eukaryota; Metazoa; Chordata; Actinopteri; Pleuronectiformes; Soleidae
Product: monoacylglycerol lipase abhd6-B-like
Exons: 9
Coding region: 93-1109 (338 amino acids)
Source: RefSeq, a predicted model, not a curated record
AGGGGAGGAAGAGAAGAGAGGAGAGUAAUAAUGAGAGGAAGAGAAGUCAGACCAUAGAAUCAGAAGAGACAAACUGACAGAACUGUGCAGGGAUGGAGCCGAGUGUUAUUGCAUUGUUAGUGUCGGCAGGAGGAAUUGUGGUUCUCCUCAUCUUCGUCUAUGUCACCUUUCUCCUGUGUCCUGCAGCCUACCUACGGGCCUACAACUGGUACCAGCGUCGCAAGCUUGGACUGGUGACCCGCUUCUCUCACAGUGGAAGUUACCGUUUCUGUUAUUUCACCAGCGUUACGCCAGCGGUCAACACUCCGUCACUGCUUCUGCUGCACGGCUUCUCUGCCACCAAGGACAUGUGGUUGCCCCUCAUCAAGUACCUGCCCAAAAAUCAGCAUGUGGUGGCUAUGGACAUGCCUGGACAUGGGGGGACGGCUCGCACUGUUGAUGACAACUACAGCAUUGAGUGUCAGGUCACCAGAGUCCACCAGUUUGUGCAGAGUAUUGGUCUCGAUAAAAGUCCCUUCCAUCUGGUCGGAACAUCGAUGGGUGGGAAUGUGGCAGGGGUGUAUGCUGCCCGCUACCCGACUUACCUGUCCAAUGUCACUUUGAUUUGCCCAGCAGGUCUGGUUUAUCCCAAAGACUCAGAGUUCGUCACUCUUCUGAAGGAACUGGAGGGAAGUCAGAACACAGACUCCAUCCCUCUGAUUCCCACCACUGUUCAGGAGUAUGAGAACAUGAUGAGACUCUGCUUUCACAAGUCGCUCAACCUCCCCCGACCGGUUCUCCGAGGCCUCCUGAGUGAGAGGAUCCCGAACAAUGGUUUCUAUAAAGAAGUGUUCAUGGAGCUCAUCCAUGAGGAGUCUCGACACUCACUACAGGAAAACCUAAAUCUGAUCACAACACCACUGCAGGUUAUCUGGGGGAAAGAAGACAAGUUGCUGGAUGUUUCAGGAACAACCGUGGUGCAGGCAGUGCUGCCGAACUGCCGGGUGGAGCUGUUGGACAACUGCGGUCACAGUGUGUCGAUGGAACGGCCCAGGAAAGCUGCCAAGCUUAUCAUGGACUUCAUGUCUGUGGGGGAAGUCAACAACCUAGAUGUUAAGAAACAUUCCUGAGUAAAACUUUUGAACUGAAAUGCUGACCACUGACCUCACGUUGAUUACAGUAGACGCUGGAAAAGAGAGUGAUUGUUAUGAUGAAGAUGACGAGCAUAAUGUUAAUGUAAAUUAUGGAAAUUUAGGAUUUUUCCCAUUUCUUCAAUAAAACUAGUCUUAUGUUAAAGGUCUAGUGUGUAACAUUUAGGACGAUGUAUUGGCAUAAAUGUAAAUGCUACUACCUUAAUGUCAGUCAUCAUCUAACCGCUUUAUCCUCCACCAGAGGGUCGCGGGGGGUGCUGUGCCAAUCUCAGCUACAUCGGGCGAUAGGCGGGGUACACCCUGGACAGUUCGCCAGUCCAUCGCAGGGCCACACACAACUAGAGACAAACAACCAUUCACUCUCACGGUCAAUUUAGAGUGUCCAAUUUUACCUAAUCCCCACAUUGCAUGUUUUUGGACUGUGGGAGGAAGCCGGAGAACCCGGAGAGAACCCACGCACACACGGGGAGAACAUGCAAACUCCAUGCAGAAAGGCCCUUGUUCCAACCGGGGCUCGAACCCCGGUCUUCUCGCUGCAAGGCGAGAGUGCUAACCACUAAACCACCGUGUGUCCCUACCCUAUUAGUGUGUAAAUACUUUAAGAUAAUGACUUCUUGCUCCGUCAUGUCUCUACAGCAGCCUGAAUUGACAAACCAGCCAAAGGAAGAGUUUUGCCUUUUAAAGUAGUAAAUGUAGAAGAACGACAUCCUGUCUGGCAGGAGAGGGCAACCAUAGUUCCCUGAUACACUUGGGAAAAGUCAAACUGUAGUAUUACCAUUAGUUACUAAUUCUUACGCAUUAGACCUUUAAGUGUGCUGCUACAUAUUCAUUCUCAUACAAACACAUUUGUAGUGGAAUUCUCACUGUGAAACUUUGUGAAAGAGUUAUGUUAAUGUUUUAUGAAUAGAUCUUAAUCUAUUCAUCUGUGACUCUAAUAUUACAUUAAAGCCUCUAUAAUAAUCUGA